AUGCAGGUUGCUUUGCUUAGAGCUACUGCGUGCUUGCAGCCGCAGGGGCAUCAGGGGCGGGGCACGACAGAGCAGAAGGGGUUGCAGCAGCAAACACGAGAGGAAAAUCGCUAUGCAGCAUUAGAAGCCGAAUUGCUGCAGCUGCUCCGCCGUUCCCGGUUGCAACUGGAGAACCUCGAGCACAAGCACGACACUGAUACUACACUUGGCACCAAGGACCACCGGAGCGGCAGGAAUGGCGGUAUUUUGCCAUCUGGGGAGUGCUCCAUCAAGUCAGCUGCUUCCUGGGCGAGUCUUCUGCAGAACGUGCACACACUCUCCAUGCUGCAACAGCAGCUGCAGCAGGAGCUGAAGCGACAGCAACAACAACAGCGCGAGGCAUCAGCUCCAGCAGCCGCUGCUGCAGCAAUAGCAGCUUUUAUCCAGGAGAUGCAGGAUCGUUGCGAUGGCAGCAGCAAGUGCAACAGCGGCACGAAAGAAGCGUUGGUGAUGUUGCUUCCAAAGAAGCGGGUGUAUUGGCAGCAACAGCAACAGCAUCGACAGCUGCUGCUGCAGCUAGUGGAUCAAGUGCUUGCGGAUCUUGAACUCUGGGCUGGAGAAGCUCCAAGCGACGAUGAAGCAGCAGCACCACCUAUACCAGUACAGGCAGCAGUAGCGGUGCAUCCCGGAGGCCGGCAGCAGCUGUCUACCGAAGAAAGACGUCGGAACCUGCCGCUGGAAGAGGGUACGAAGAGAGAAGUGUUUCUACAGCGGAGCUUCAAAUCCAUGGGAACAGGAGUAGGUGCUGGUACUGCCCGCGCUGCAACACCACCAGCAUGCCUCGACGACACCCACGUAGGGGAGCAUCUUCUUGACACUGCCAGUGAAAUGAAGCAGGGCGCUUUGAUGUUUAGAGAGAGAUUACAGAGAGACAAUAUUCUGCUGCAACGAACGGCAGCGACUCAGGAGGCUUUGCAACAGCAGCAGAGACGGGGUCUAGAUGCAGCUAAGAAGCUGCUACGCUUCUCCUUCUUCUCUUCGCUUAUGCCUUUAGUCCAGUUAGCCAUUGCUCUGGCCAUCACUCUAGCCAUGGUUUCAUUUAUCCUCAUCACUCCUGGCUAG
This is a messenger RNA of Eimeria maxima, 1101 nucleotides long. RefSeq lists its product as hypothetical. The coding region runs from base 1 to 1101 and encodes 366 amino acids. NCBI's taxonomy places the organism in Eukaryota, Apicomplexa, Conoidasida, Eucoccidiorida, Eimeriidae. The transcript has 2 exons. The record is from RefSeq and is a predicted model, not a curated record.